Messenger RNA from Phascolarctos cinereus (koala), 2268 nucleotides. It is a transcript of the gene CPNE4, whose product is annotated as copine 4. Gene Ontology annotation, molecular function: calcium-dependent phospholipid binding. Gene Ontology annotation, biological process: cellular response to calcium ion. Gene Ontology annotation, cellular component: plasma membrane. The record is from RefSeq and is a predicted model, not a curated record. Lineage: Eukaryota; Metazoa; Chordata; Mammalia; Diprotodontia; Phascolarctidae.
CGAGCGCACGGGCUUCGUCAGAAGGUGGAAAGCUCAGUGGGAGAAAGCUGCCGUCUCCUUCCCGGCCACACCACUCGCCUCCCCACCCUCGCGUGCCCCUCUUCCCUCUCCCUCUCCGCUCCCUCCCUCCCUGCCUCCCUCCCUCGGUACCACACCUCCUCUCUACUCCCGAGCAGAGCAAGCUGCCCGAGCCCAUACUCGCGGCCGCUCCACUCCCCAGCCCCCUGCGGAUGCGCGGAGAGGUUGGAGGCAGGGUACCCGGAGCCCACAAACUCUCCAACCAGAGCCUGCGCCCUGCGCUUCUGCUAAACUGACCCGAGAAGGGAAAGGGAAGAAACAUCCAACAACCCCCACCCCUUCCUUCCAUCCGUUCCCACACCCACUCCAAUAGUCAAGCCCCCACCCAACUAGCAGGAUUGUGAUUUUUUUGGGGGGGACUGGGACAGAGGACAGACACAUUGCAGCUGAACCUUAUCGCCUGCUCCUGGACCCAUCCCCUCGGCCACCCAGAAUGAAGAAGAUGAGCAACAUAUAUGAAUCAGCCGCCAAUACACUGGGAAUCUUUAGCAGUCCCUGCCUGACCAAAGUUGAGCUGCGGGUAGCGUGCAAGGGGAUUUCUGACAGAGAUGCCCUUUCAAAGCCAGACCCCUGUGUCAUUCUCAAAAUGCAGUCCCACGGGCAGUGGUUUGAGGUGGACCGAACAGAAGUGAUUCGAACCUGCAUCAACCCUGUUUACUCUAAGUUGUUUACCGUGGACUUUUACUUUGAAGAAGUACAGAGGCUUCGGUUUGAAGUCCAUGACAUCAGCAGCAAUCACAAUGGACUGAAGGAAGCAGACUUUCUUGGUGGCAUGGAGUGUACUCUUGGACAGAUCGUUUCACAGAGGAAGCUGUCCAAAUCCUUACUGAAGCAUGGAAACACUGCAGGAAAGUCUUCCAUAACGGUGAUUGCUGAGGAGUUGUCGGGUAAUGAUGACUAUGUCGAACUGGCAUUCAAUGCACGGAAAUUGGAUGACAAGGAUUUCUUCAGCAAGUCUGAUCCAUUUCUGGAGAUCUUCCGCAUGAAUGAUGACGCUACUCAACAGCUUGUACAUAGGACUGAGGUUGUGAUGAAUAACUUAAGCCCAGCUUGGAAGUCGUUCAAAGUCUCUGUAAAUUCUCUGUGCAGUGGAGACCAGGACCGUCGACUGAAGUGCAUCGUCUGGGACUGGGACUCCAACGGCAAGCAUGAUUUCAUUGGAGAAUUUACCUCGACGUUCAAGGAGAUGAGAGGAGCGAUGGAAGGAAAACAGGUACAGUGGGAGUGCAUCAAUCCAAAGUACAAAGCCAAGAAGAAGAAUUACAAGAACUCGGGCAUGGUUAUUCUGAACCAGUGCAAGAUUCACAAGAUGCAUUCCUUCUUAGAUUACAUCAUGGGUGGAUGCCAAAUCCAGUUUACAGUAGCAAUAGACUUCACUGCAUCCAAUGGGGAUCCCAGGAACAGCUGUUCGCUGCACUAUAUCCAUCCUUACCAACCCAACGAAUACCUGAAGGCUUUGGUAGCUGUAGGGGAGAUCUGCCAAGACUAUGACAGCGACAAAAUGUUUCCAGCUUUCGGUUUUGGAGCCCGGAUACCACCGGAGUACACGGUCUCUCAUGACUUUGCAAUCAAUUUUAAUGAAGACAAUCCGGAAUGUGCAGGAAUCCAAGGAGUUGUUGAAGCCUACCAGAGCUGCCUCCCUAAGCUACAACUCUACGGGCCCACCAACAUUGCUCCUAUCAUCCAAAAGGUGGCCAAGUCUGCAUCCGAGGAGACCAACACCAAGGAGGCAUCGCAAUAUUUCAUCCUGCUGAUCCUGACAGAUGGGGUCAUCACAGACAUGGCCGACACCAGGGAGGCCAUCGUCCACGCCUCCCACCUCCCCAUGUCGGUCAUCAUAGUCGGCGUUGGCAACGCCGACUUCAGCGAUAUGCAGAUGCUGGAUGGGGACGACGGGAUCCUGAGGUCCCCCAAGGGAGAGCCUGUCCUCCGGGACAUCGUCCAGUUUGUACCAUUCAGGAACUUUAAGCAUGCAUCUCCAGCUGCACUUGCAAAGAGUGUUUUGGCUGAAGUUCCAAAUCAAGUCGUGGACUAUUACAAUGGCAAAGGAAUUAAACCCAAAUGUUCCUCAGAUAUGUAUGAGUCUUCCAGGACACUAGCACCAUGAAUUUCUCCACACGCUUUUACAGAGUUCUCAAAUAUUAUUCCUGCUAAUACAUAAUAUUCCUACUACUCCAGUACUUAAAAAAA